ACGAAUGUCACGCAAGCUGGCUUCCAUAGCACCAUCAUGGAUACCUACUUUGCCCAACUCGAGACCAUGUAUAACGCUGGAGCUCGGUCUUUCCUCUUGCUCACAGUUCCACCGAUUGAGCGCGCACCGCUCUUUUACGUCCAAGGGUCGUCUGUUCGAAAUGGAGUCAGCGAUGCCGUCAAGGACUACAACAAGCAGCUCGCUCAACGUGCCAAAAAGUUUAUGCAAACUCACCGCGGGAGCGAGGCCAUUAUCUACGACACUUCCAAAGUCUUCAAUACUUUAAUGAACAAUGACAAGGAAUUGGGCUAUGUCAACGUCACGGGAUACGCCGACCCGUAUGCAAAUGGCACGCCCACAACUACCACCCAAGUUGCAGGUUAUGCUCCUGUGUCCAGCUAUUUCUGGCUCAAUAUGGCUAUUAGGAUGAUAUUCACUGUCACGGCGUUAACAAAAUCACCAGACCUACCCACUUGGGUCCAGAUCAACGAUCUCGAGAGGGUUGUGCAUCUUUAUAAACUCUUCACUUUGGACUCCCAUUACUUGGCACUAUAUAUCACUUUGAAUUUGAGUACAAGAUCACGUUGA
Acaulospora colombiana is the source of this 588-nucleotide messenger RNA. The record is from the annotation of a GenBank genome assembly. Lineage: Eukaryota; Fungi; Glomeromycota; Glomeromycetes; Diversisporales; Acaulosporaceae.